This is a messenger RNA of Cuscuta epithymum, 870 nucleotides long. The record is from the annotation of a GenBank genome assembly. NCBI's taxonomy places the organism in Eukaryota, Viridiplantae, Streptophyta, Magnoliopsida, Solanales, Convolvulaceae.
UUGACUUGUAGGUUUUUAGCUAAUAAGUUUGCUGCUGUCAAUCUUUUGCAGCAAAAAUAACAUUUUAUCUCCACCCGUUUCUGGGAAUAACUGCAAAUGGGAAUAAGCCUUUGGAGUGGUUGAGGCUUACAAGUCUUGGUGUAUUUGGUGCCUUAGUUAAGGUAGACAUGGAUAUACCUUUACCCAUAUUUUUAACUUUCAUAUUAUUGCCAAUACAGAAGUUUAGAGGGUGAGGGUCUAGAAGGAAAACUAAUUGUCCAUUUUCUGCUGAAGUCUGAAUUUUUUCCUAUGUGCCUCCGUUGCAUGGAACUUGGUGAUGAGCUCACUCAGACAGUUUCAGCUUGGGUGAUACUGAAGAUAGUGAUGGAAGAGGAGGGGUUGAAGUACUGCACUGCGUAUGGGGCACGGUUCUUCCAACUGGUUCGUGUACUCGCACAAGCGGUAGACCGACUCCCUGAGAGGCAGCCGUGUUUACGCUUACUAAGACUCCUUAUUCGCUGUUACCUUAGGCUCUGCGAAGCUCCAAGGGCAAUGUAUGCUUUUAAGAACUCUAUUCCUGCAAGAAUGACCCAAGAAAAAUUCAUCAACUUUCUUCGUGAAGAUCCACAGUGUGCAAGAAUGCUGCAACAACUGUUUCUCAAUGUCACUACCCACUAGAUCAAAUAGACGAAAGAAAGACGAAUAAAGGAAAGAUGAAUAAAGUAUUUAGAUGUAUGCCUUGUAUCCUCAAAAUGUAUGUGUUUUUUUAUGCAUGUUUUUGUUGUUAUGGAGGAUUUUAUCAUUCAGGAUAUUCUACCAGUGCAGUGUUUCAACUAAUGGAUUUAUGGUGUAGAUGUAACAUUAUACACUUCUUACGUAGUACGGAGUACA